AUGGCGCCGGCGGCUUCUAAGGAGUUGCCGGUCCCCUUUGCCCGGGGAGUGGGGUUGGCCGUCUUCUUCCUCCUGCUUGCCUUGGUCGAGGGGGACGGAAAGUUAUUUGCCCUUGGACCCAGGAACAGCUCCCAGAAUCUGGAUUUAGCCAUGGCUCAGCAAUUAUGUGCCACUGUAGGAGCUCAUUUAGCCAGCGCAGAAGAACUGGGAAGAGCCGUCAGGGAUUGUUCCUUUGCUGUGUGCACCAGUGGUUGGCUAGCUGAUGGCUCUAUUGGGACAACUGUGUGCAACACAACAGGCAUCAAGCCACAAAGCAUGAAAGUUACUGAUGUUCACUUUGAAAUGGAACCUUUGCCCAGUGGCAGAUAUGAUGCUCUUUGUGUGAAGGUUGAAGGCCGGCCGUGUGGGGAUCCUCCAUCCUUCCCUCAUACCAUUCUUCAUGCUCACACUGGGUUUGAAAUGGGAGAUGAACUGCAUUAUGUCUGUGCCCCUGGAUAUGUUACGAGUAACAAAGACAUGACUUUUACUUUGCUGUGUCACACCUGUGGGGAAUGGUUUGGCCAAGUCCAGGCUUGUGUCAAAGAUGUAACUGAGAGACAUAUUGAUUAUGAAGAUAAUUUUCCUGAUGACCGAUCCAUGCCUAUUGAGGAACAUGAACAUAAUAUCAAGAACAAAGAGGAAAAAGAACAUGAACCUGAGCAAAUUCUAAAGGAUGGCAGCAAGAGUGAGUCUGAUGACAACAACCACAUUGGUGAGAAAACUAUGUAUAAUGAGCAGGGCACCAGAAUGAUAUAUGAAAGUGAGGACUUCCCCAUUGAACCCAUCAUUGUAAGUAAUGAUACAAAAGCAACAAAAAGCAUAGAUUCUAAUGUGGAUGACUCCUGGCUUGACGGUUACCCUGUUACUCAAGAAGCAGUUGAAGGACAGGAGGAAAAAACGGAUAAAAUGGAUGAAUCUAUUGGGACAGAAAAUGAUGCUACUACUAAUCCACCAAAUUUUGUAGAAGUUAGAAAAAUAAGUGCCAGCAGCCUGGAAAAGGAUUUUAUGCAGACUGGAACAGUUCCAUCAAGAACACAUGACAAGGUCAAAAAAAUACCAGUAAUGUUGCCAACAAUUGGUCUAGAGAAUGUGAGCAUAAGCAAAGGUUCUGAUGAUGACCUAACAAGACCAAUGGAACUAGCAUCUGUAACCACAGUCACUACUUUGAAUUUGGCCACCUGGGAAACUUCUACAAUGUUCCAACUUGUUGAUCACAUUUUAUUGCCAGAGGAAGAAGAAACCAUGGCUUCCCUAAUGCAAACUAUUACUACUGCAGCUUCUCAAAAUGCCUCUACUGAUACAAUAACAGAUGUUGAGACAGAAGCUCUGACCUAUGGACUAGAAGGAAAGCAUAUAACCACUUUUGAACCAUGUACAGGAAUAGAUUGUUCCAGCCCAUAUAAAAGCCUUAUGAUAGCCAUUGGGAUAACAGCUGUCUCCUUGCUUUUACUUGCCACAGUUUUGGCAGCCUGGUGCUUCAAGAAAAGGCAGCAGAAGAUCUCUGUGUAUAAACUAAAUGGAAAAGAUUAUACUAGGUACCAGUUGCAACAAAUGGAAAUGCAGAAGAUCUAGCUAGCAGUUUUUGCUCUUUGGAAGAAGUGGAAUAGUACAAAAGAAAGAAACUGAAUGAGGAAUAGAUUUUAAUGUCCACUUAAGAAAAUAAGAUAAAAAACUGUGUGCACGUCAGCAGGACUUGAAGUUAUCACAUUUAGCUACUUGUUUAUCAUUUAGCUACUUGUUUUAACCCUUUUCAAACUUUUCAGGACUAAUUAAGGGAACCAUAUUUUAUCAAUUGGUGACUGUAAAUUUCUGAUCUGUGCGAUCUGCAAACUCAUCGACAGGCUAACUUGACAAUUGCCACCUUUCACUACUGUGUGAUUUCUGUAGAGCAGAAUGGACUUCCAACAAAGAUUAAACAGUAUCUGGUUUUUCAUCUAUCCAUAAAAGCGAUUUUCACUUCUGUUGGUUAAAAACUUCGGUAAUUACAGGUUUCAAAGCAGAUCAGUAAAGCAGGAAAAACAAUCUGUGUGUGAGGUGGAAAUAAUUUAUUUGAAGAUUUACAUCUUUUUUUCCAAAGCAAGGAUCAAAUAACAUGGAUAGUAAUUACUUGCAUGUUUCAUUGAACUAUUGAAGUGCUAACCAUCAAGAGUUGUUUCCUCAGUGCCAUUCUUCA
Messenger RNA from Candoia aspera, 2212 nucleotides. RefSeq names its product sushi domain containing 5 (gene SUSD5). Lineage: Eukaryota; Metazoa; Chordata; Lepidosauria; Squamata; Candoiidae. The transcript has 5 exons. Gene Ontology annotation, molecular function: hyaluronic acid binding. The coding region runs from base 1 to 1611 and encodes 536 amino acids. Gene Ontology annotation, biological process: cell adhesion; Notch signaling pathway. The record is from RefSeq and is a predicted model, not a curated record.